AAAUAUCGACAGCGGAAGGCGUGUUGGCGAAUUGAGAAGAAGAAAAGCGGGGGUUUGGACACACACGUGUGCAAGGGCGAACCUCUCUCUGCUAUCCCUUCGUUUCUACAAUCUGUGAGGUCUCGGAAUCUGAACGCUCUCGGAAAAGGACGAGCCUUCGGAUAUUGAUACCAUAGUCUCGGAGGCGCUGGAUUCCGCUGAAGGUCCUGGUCGAGGAGGACGAGGUUCCGGGAGAUAGAUAGCGUACGAACUGUUGCGCCUGGUGAGCGAAAUCCGCGAGGAGAGGAUUCUCGAAAAGAGGAGAGUGUAAACAGGGUCUCAGGACAGGGGAGCUUCCAUAGGAGUUGCAGCCAUGGCGGAGUGCUGCUCUUUGUUAGGUGGCUUGGUGGGCUCGUCGCCUAGUUUUUCUUCCAGGAAGCAGAUUGUGAGAACGAGGUUUUCGAAAAAUGUUAGAUUAGCUCCCGCAAGAGUGUCUAUGGGCUUGCCUCCUUUGUCGUCCCCGAAUGACCCGUUUCUGCACCAUCUAGCCGCUGCUGCUAGCUCUCCCUUAGGUCGGGAGCAAUUGGCAGAUGCUAGGAAGAAAGAUGAUGGUACACUUCCGUUGUUAGAUAUCAUAUCCGACUCAAUUAUGAUGGCCGCCCCCGCUCAGGUUGAACGUUCCACAUCCUACAACGAGCACCGACCAAGAAGGCCUCCUCCCGACCUUCCCUCUCUUCUGCUCAACAGUCGUAUCGUGUACAUCGGCAUGCCCCUUGUCCCAGCUGUGACCGAGCUAGUCAUUGCAGAGCUGCUUUACCUGCAGUGGUUAGAUCCAAGGCAGCCAUCAUAUGUGUACAUUAACUCGACUGGAACUUCACGUGCUGACGGUGAAACGGUUGGUAUGGAGACUGAGGGAUUCGCAAUAUAUGACACCUUGAUGCAAGUUAGAAAUGAGAUUCAGACGGUUGGAGUGGGUGCAGCCAUUGGACAGGCAUGCUUACUUCUUGCCGCCGGUGAGAAGGGAAGACGUUACAUGCUUCCACAUGCCACAGCUAUGAUUCAGCAACCCCGACUUCCAUCAACAGGGCAGAUGUCUGCAAUUGAUGUCCAUAUUAGAGCUAAAGAGGUUAUCAACAAUAGGGACAUGCUCGUUAAACUUUUGGCUAAGCACACCGGCAAUUCUUUUGAGAAAGUGGCGAAAGUUAUGGAAAGGCCUUUCUACAUGAACCCUACCAAGGCUGUAGAAUUUGGUGUUGCUGACAAGAUCUUAUGGCGAGGCCAAGAAGCUAUGGCCGAGACCCUGAAGACCGAGGAGUGGGAUAAGAGGGCAGGAAUUAGGGUAGUCCAGCGCCCUGCAGUAGAAGGCAACCAGAUGGGUUAACUCGUCUACUAUUGAAGUUAUUCUAUUAUAUAAACUUGUGAUUCAUGUCUCCAUGUAAGAUUCGUUUACUAGCAGGUACUUGAGCCGUAGUCAAAGGCACGAUGGCGAUCAAUCCACUUUCUCAGACGCUGGCUUGAAAAUCGAAGUUUUGUUGUUCACGUUCAUAGUGGAGAUAUCGUAUAGAAUUGUACAGAGUACAGAGUUGGACAGAAUUUAGCUGUUCCAUACAUCACUCUGCCACAAAGUGACAUGUAGCCCACUGCUGUUUGCUGUUGACAGCAGCACGAAAAGCAGUUGUAAAAUGAUAUCAAGCAUCCGAUCACUUCCUGCAUGACCCUAUGGUCCCAGUAACAUCAUAUGUGAUAGAUACUCUUGCUGAUUCGUUGUAUAAAUGUGACUGCCUCG
Messenger RNA from Marchantia polymorpha subsp. ruderalis, 1765 nucleotides. Lineage: Eukaryota; Viridiplantae; Streptophyta; Marchantiopsida; Marchantiales; Marchantiaceae. The record is from the annotation of a GenBank genome assembly.